ACAGCAUUAACCUUGAACCUGCUUCAGCUUAAUAGUUGCAAACUGACAUCAUUUCCCUUACAACAGUCAGUCUGUACCAGACCAGCACCACUGACCACCAUCACAGGAACACCUCCCAGUUUCUUAGUCAACAGCUUCAUUACCCCAUCCACCCACCCAGUUAGAAGCCAGAUGGCACUUCUGGCCAAUCAAAUUGUGGAUGCAAGGAUACUCAGCAGUAUGAACGGGAGAGUGGAGCUUUCUCAGUUCUUGAGAAUCACCAAUCAGAGUAUUGUCUCACAGGUAAAUUCUGCUCAAGAUGACAGCCGCAAGAACAGGAAGUAUCCAUGCCCGUUGUGUGGGAAACGCUUCCGCUUCAACAGUAUACUCUCCCUUCACAUGCGCACUCACACUGGGGAAAAGCCGUUCAAGUGUCCAUACUGCGACCACAGGGCUGCACAGAAGGGCAACCUGAAAAUACACCUCCGUACACACAAGCAAGGAAUUCUGGGCAAAGGCCGUGGGAGAAUAAGAGAGGAGAACAGGCUGCUCCAUGAGCUUGAGGAGAGGGCCAUACUCAGAGAUAGGCAGAUGAGAGCUACUAAUGUCAGUCACCAGCAACUGCCAACAUCCAACACAAGUCACCUUCAAAAGGUCUUUCUGCAGACCAUCCCAACAGAAUCUCCGUUCCUAGACCCCUCUGGAACAACUGAUCUUCAACCACAUCCAUCCACUUCUCCAAAGGUGACAACCAUCCCAGAUGAGGUCACCCAGCCCCAAAAUGCUGGGUUUCGCUGCUCCUUCUGUAAAGGAAAAUUCAGAAAGCAGCAAGAACUUGAGCGCCACAUUAGGAUCCUUCACAAACCCUACAAAUGCACUCUGUGUGAGUUUGCAGCUGCACAAGAGGAGGAACUCAUUGGGCACGUGGAAAUGACACACAUAACUGCUGAUUCAGGUCCAGGACAGAAGCUGUCAAUGGGAACCAAUGAUAAGGGGAAGCCCACUGGCGAAUUCCCUUGUGAGGUGUGUGGCCAGACUUUCAGCCAGGCUUGGUUUCUGAAAGGCCAUAUGAGAAAACACAAGGACUCUUUCGAGCAUUGCUGUCAGAUUUGUGGUCGUCGUUUCAAGGAGCCCUGGUUUCUCAAGAACCAUAUGAAAGUUCACCUCAACAAACUGGCCACUAAGAGUAAUAUCCUUCCCGAUCACGACUCCUCGGUUGCUAUGAGUAAUCUGACACAGGAGCAUCAGAGCAACCUCUACUCACAGUACAUGUCCAGAAUCCACAACAGGUUCCAGUCGCCUGAGCGAGCAGAUAUAACUGAUUAUAACCACAUGAUGGCCAAGGCAGGCACUGACAUGAAGGUUAGAGAGGUAUUGGGGAGGAUGAUUUCCUCUGGUCCAGUUCCUCUGACAGAUGCAGAGAGUUCUUUAAUGGCACUGAACCAUCUCCAUCCCACACUAAGCUCUACUAGCAUGGAGUAUCUGCAGAAAGUUAUCUCAAAUCAGGAUGCUCUCAACAACAGUGGCAGCUACGCAGGUUGGCAGAUUAUGCCACCUGGGCUGCCUAUUGAUCAGCAAAUGUUCAGGCCAAAGGAUCAGCAGCAACCAUGUUCUGCCUAUUUGCCUGAGAGGGGUGUUUCUGUUGAUGACAGGAAGCUGUGUCUUGGUGACCCAGACACCAAGGCCAGCAGCAGACCUGGAAGCCCAGGCAAAGCGAGUCACCAUGGGCCAAUGGAGUUGAUCACAGAGGCAGGAAAUUCCAUCAACCAUCAACAAGAAACUUCAUCUACACCUACAGGUGAAAACGUCUACAGGUGCCCGAUCUCCAGUGAGUACACAACUGCACAGACAGCCUCUUUCAGCUUCCAUCUGGAUCGCUAUCACUUCCCCCACUGGCAGAACAUUCCUUCCUCUCCUUUGAAGCCCAGUAGUAGUAGCAGCAGCUCCAGCCCCAACACCAAGCACCGACCAAGAUCCAGAGAAGAUUGGAGUCCAACUGCAGGGCAGUACCUUGGUCUGGAGAGUCACACCGAGGACGUAAUCCUUGCCAACAAACAGUCCAGCCCUGAUGAUAAAGAUCUAGAAGCCCCUGUGUCUGAUAAAACCAGAAAGUCCCAGUAUGAGCCCUUGGAUUUGUCUGUCAGGCCAGAGUCUGUCCCAUCUCAGCCAGCUAUGUCUUCUGCCACACUGGUACAGAUGCCUGGCCUUUUUAGUAAUGGGCUCUCGUACACUAUUAGCCGCCGGCUACAAAGUUACCCAAAUGCUGCAGCUGAACUCAGUAUGAAACCAGCAUAUCAGUGUGACCUUUUGGUGCAGGAAACAAAAGAAGACAUGAACUCACAUUCUGCAAGCUCCAUAGGUCAUGAUGUUGAGGUUGCAUUUGAGACAUUUGAGAGGGAAGAUAAAAAUGAAGAUUCUGCAAAGUGGAAAAUGUUGAAAAAUGAUGCUAUUGAGUCGAAGGAGCUCGAACAGGCCAGUGUUGAUUUUGAGGGUCCUGGUGGUAAUCAUCAAACAAAGCUUGGUCAGUGGGGAAGAGCUGGGGCUCAAACUUCUAUCUCCUCUUUUGAGAGCUUGACUCAAGGACGGGCAGACUCACUCCUUCAUCAGGGUGACCUGCUCUCCUUCUUCAGAUCCCAGGGGAACCUGACCAGUCCACCUGUGAGUGCCCACAAAGCCAAUGUGAAUGGUGGAGAAAACGUGGAGAAAGAAGCUGCAGUUCGGAAGCCAUUCCAGUGCAGGUACUGCCCCUAUAGUGCCUCCCAGAAAGGAAACCUGAAGACCCAUGUCCUCUGUGUUCACCGCAAGCCCUUUGACAACAGCCUCUACCCAGACCGCCGCCUACGACGCUCGCACACACCCCAGACCUCCUCCAGAUUCUCUCUUGGUGCAACAGGAGACAGUUCUGCUUCGGGCAGGGACCAGAUCAGUGUGACGUCGCUGUGUGGGACUUGAUGCUGCCAUAGUAACUGAAGAUACAGACAGAUAUAAUAACUGUUUUAGCCUCACCUGAAAGGGUUAAGAUGAUUAAAGUUGUUAUAAAAAAAUGUUAACGACCAACCUUGAUGUACAUUCCAGUGUUUACUUGAAGAGCCACAGUACGUAUUUAUCUGUAGCAAAAGAAGCUGCCUAUAAUAAUAAAGUUCAUUGUGAUG
This is a messenger RNA of Cyprinodon variegatus (sheepshead minnow), 3131 nucleotides long. Its product is annotated as zinc finger protein 536. Gene Ontology annotation, molecular function: DNA-binding transcription factor activity, RNA polymerase II-specific; RNA polymerase II cis-regulatory region sequence-specific DNA binding. The record is from RefSeq and is a predicted model, not a curated record. The transcript has 3 exons. The annotation marks the transcript as partial. Gene Ontology annotation, biological process: regulation of DNA-templated transcription. Gene Ontology annotation, cellular component: nucleus. Lineage: Eukaryota; Metazoa; Chordata; Actinopteri; Cyprinodontiformes; Cyprinodontidae.